AUGUCGAUUGAUAUGAACAAGAACUACUUUAAACUGCUGAAAGGUUUCCGUCGGCAGGACUUGGCACAAUUCGUCGAUGAUCAUGAUAGACUGUUCAAAGUUGCCAAGGAUACCGAAGAUCACCUGGCUGUUACUUCGCACUACUACAGUGUUAUGUCUUCUGUGAUAAACGAUUUCUUCGGAGGAAAUUUUCAUUUCGCAGCUCCAAAAGAUAAGACCGGAACUAUGGAACAAGCUCUUUACGACUUACAUCAGUACAUUGGGCAGAAGCUUGAUCUGAAGAGUGAUGUUUCCUGUUUGGAUAUUGGAUGUGGAAUCGGAGGUGUUAUCAAGGACCUGGCCAACACAGAGGCUACUUUGACCGGAAUAACCAUAGCACCAAAUGAAGCUGAAAUGGGAAAUGAAGAUAUGAGAGCUCUUGGCAUUUCCGAAAGAUGUUCUCUCGUGGUUGGAGACUGUCACAACAUGCCACUGAACAACCAAUCUUUUGAUGCAGCCUAUGCCGUAUAUGCUUUGAAAUACUUCCCUCGGUUGUCUGGAGUAGUGAAAGAGGUCUCUCGUAUUCUCAAACCCAAUGGCAAGUUCUUAAUUUAUGACUUGAUCAAAACUGAUAAGUAUGAUGAGAAGAAUGAAGAGCAUCGCCAAUGCGUUGAAGGUCUUGAGUAUGCUUGUGGCAUGCCAUCAUUACAUACCAAAGAAGAGAUGGUUCAAGCAGCUGCUGACUACGGACUCGAGCUGAUAGAGGAAGAAGAUCUAUCAGAGAUUAACGGUUCCAGUUAUCACUACUGUUUCUCACACUCUCCCCUCUUCAUGUGGCUUGUAAGGAGUCCUGCAAUAGGUCAUUUGAUUCGUUUGGGUGAGAGCUUGAACAUACUACCAAAAGGAUUUUUACAAUUCAAUAAGAUCUUCCUGGCCGGAACAGUUGAUAAGAUUGUGCGUGGUGGAGAAAUGGGCAUAUUGUCCGGAUCCCAAAUAUUCGUGUUUCAAAAGAAGAACUGA
Molecule: messenger RNA, 999 nt
Organism: Auanema sp. JU1783
Lineage: Eukaryota; Metazoa; Nematoda; Chromadorea; Rhabditida; Rhabditidae
Source: the annotation of a GenBank genome assembly